Messenger RNA from Zootermopsis nevadensis, 848 nucleotides. Lineage: Eukaryota; Metazoa; Arthropoda; Insecta; Blattodea; Termopsidae. The record is from RefSeq and is a predicted model, not a curated record.
GUCAGCAAUGGAUCUCACUCAUUCCGCCCACUCGUACUUGUCAGCUGUGUGGUACAAGUGUGGUUAAGUCUAACUAUAACUUUUUAUGGCGUAGGAUGAAUUUCAUCGAAGAAUUUUCCACAAAAGUGCCAUAGGAAUGCUAUAUUAUUGGAAUCGUGGUUUUAUACAGUAUGGAGUCUAAAAAAGACAUCUAUUAUUUGUGGGUUCAGUAUACAACCAAGAAUGAGGAGGAUUUCUUCUGGCAGUUUGUGAAGGGGUUUGUCAAAAUAUGGGAAUCUCAGCUGGACUUGGAUUGGAGUAGAUUGCCUGAUUGGUUGACAGUGAAACAUGAUUCUGGGCCCCAUCUGUCCAGACUACCAGAGGAGCUGCUGCCAGCUGUUGGAAAGUUCAUGUUCCUUGCCAAGGAAGAGAUGGAGAAGAAUUCUGUCAGUUACAAGUCACUAAAGAAGAUGGAGUUGCUAGUACAGUGUCUGAUUAUUAUCUGUCGCAACUUUGACAACAUUCCAUUUAUUGCUUCCUGUGAUUAUGUUAGCCAUACUGUAGGCAUUGCUGCCACAAUUAUCCACCAGUUGGUGAAAGAUAUUGCUGGCUUUGGUGAUGCUGGUCUGUCUUUCUUCAUUUACUUCUGUCACUUGCUGGAGUGCCUGUAUGAUCCAUAUUUUACUUGGAGGCACUUUCUAGCAGGGAAUCCUGCAGACUUUGAGAGAUUGCCAUUACAACCUGCCCUCUUGCAUGUGGAGGUCAUUCCCUUCAUAUAUGAUUGCUUCCAAACAUCACUUAUUGAACGGUUUCCUGAGCUGAGCACGGAACUUAUUCACAUACUGGGAGCUGUAAUUUCAGGAGCACAG